Messenger RNA from Rotaria sordida, 480 nucleotides. The record is from the annotation of a GenBank genome assembly. NCBI's taxonomy places the organism in Eukaryota, Metazoa, Rotifera, Eurotatoria, Philodinida, Philodinidae.
AUGACUGAAGAAGACAUAUCUGCCUUAGUAACUUCAAUUGAUGAAAAUGAUAUUGAAAUAAUUCCUUCAAAUGGUUCUGAAAUAAAUGAUCAAUUGAAUUUUAUAUCUGGGCAUUUUUCAAUCGAUAAUAGAAAUCUUAAUCCACCAAUAGUUCCUAUACAAACAACAAGAUUAAAUCAUGAAGAUUCUGAGGAAUUCGAAGAUGAAACAUUAAUUGAACGUCUUUAUGGUCUUACUGAAAUGUUUCCUAAUUGGUUACAAACAUUAUUUCAAAAUUCUAAUCAUUAUGCAAAAUAUGUUGGUCAAGUUAUGAAAAAAACCAUUUGGUUUUGUAGUUCAUCAUUUAUUGUUCUUCUUCUACCAAUUCUUCUUCAACUUGAAUUUUCACAAGUUGCUGAAAUGGAAGCAGCACAAACACGUCAAAUUCUUCUUGGACCAUCAGCACAAAUUGGAUCAAAUUUUGGUAUUGGUCAAAAAUAG